Messenger RNA from Racocetra fulgida, 1013 nucleotides. Lineage: Eukaryota; Fungi; Glomeromycota; Glomeromycetes; Diversisporales; Gigasporaceae. The record is from the annotation of a GenBank genome assembly.
ACGGUGAAAUUAUUCUUAAUAUCUUAACUGCUUCUGAUGAACUAAAUCUUCAUGAAUUGAUUGCUUAUGCACAGGAUCAUCUUAUUCAAGAAAAAUCUGAUUGGCUACAAAAGAAUGUUAUUCAUGUAUUGCACACUGUUGCUAGUCUUGAAGCCUGCAAAGAUCUUCAAGAUUUUUGCUUGGGAAUGAUUUGCCAAGAUCCUUAUUGGUUAUUAGAAUCUGACAAUUUCUGUUCUUUAGAAGAAAACGUUCUUGUUCCUCUCUUGAAACGUGAUGAUCUUUUAAUGGAGGAAAUUGAGAUUUGGAACAGGUUAAUUGAAUGGGGAAUUGCACAGAACUCUUCACUUGAUGGAAGUAUUUCAAAUUGGUCUCAAUCUGAUUUUGAGGUUUUGAAAUGUACACUUGAAUCAUGCAUUCCUUUAAUAAGAUAUUUUCACAUCGAUUCUGCUGAUUAUUAUGAUAAAGUGAGGCCAUUUGAACAUAUUUUACCUCUCAAAUUACGUGAGGAUAUAUUGCAAUAUUAUCUUAAAAAAGGAAAUAUUGGUGGUUGGAUGUCUGCCGCCGCUCCACCUUGGUCUCCGCAUCGUCGAAGACCUUCAUUAAACAUCACUCGAUCUACAUAUGAUGUUGGUCCUUACCAAAGUAGCCAUGAUAGUUUUCUUUUUUCUCUUGGUGAUGGAAGAAAUCUUGAGAAUGCUAAACUUAGUCGUAUCUCUCCAGAAAAUGCUUCUUUUGCUAUAUUUUCUUCUCAAUAUCAUGGUCCUUGUUUUGGGCAAACCGAUUUGAGAAUGAAUGAUAACUUUAAUUCUCCCUCAAAGUGCACAUGCCAACGCUACGACUAUGAAACUGAAAUUUGCGAACUUCAAAAUUUUUCUGUUGAAGAAUAUGAAGUUUUUCAGGUAGUUGACAAAAAUGCAUCAACGUCUUCACAAUCAACAUCUGAUCAGGCAUAUCCAGCUCCAACUAUGCAUCCUCCAAGGCCAGAGUUUACAAAUUAUCCAACGUCUUGGUAA